Molecule: messenger RNA, 2823 nt
Organism: Dermatophagoides farinae (American house dust mite)
Lineage: Eukaryota; Metazoa; Arthropoda; Arachnida; Sarcoptiformes; Pyroglyphidae
Source: RefSeq, a predicted model, not a curated record
AAAAAGAUCAAAAAAGUAAAGAAAUCAACCGAAGAAGAAAAAACAAUUCCAGAAGAAAUAAUUGAACAACCAAAAGAAUCAGAAAUGAUUGAAACAACUGAAGUAACCGAGACAAUCGAAAUGACACCUGAAGGCGAAAAGAAAGUUGUUAAAAAGAUCAAGAAGACAAAGAAACCGAAAGAACUACCACUUGAUGAAGAAUCUAAACCAGAAAUCAAAGAUACAAAACCAACUGAAGAAGAAAAACCGAUCCAGGAAGAUACAACUAAACAACCUGAAGAAAGAGAAUUGAUUGAAGCAACCGAAGUAACCGAGACAAUCGAAAUGUCACCUGAAGGCGAAAAGAAAGUUGUCAAAAAGAUUAAAAAAGUCAAAAAACCGAAAUCAGAAAAGCCAGAAGAGAUUAAACCUGGUACUGAUGAAAUAAAAACAACAGAAGAAAAACCAACUCAAGAAAUUACUGAUCAGCCUAGAGAGCCAGAAUUAAUCGAAACCAUCGAAACAAUCGAAAUGACACCUGAAGGUGAUAAAAAGAUUGUCAAAAAGAUCAAGAAAAUAAAAAAAUCGAAAGAACAACCACUUGAUGAAGAAUCAAAACCAGAAAUCGAUUAUGAAAAACCAAUUUCUGAAGAAAUCACUGAACAACCAAAAGAAACAGAAAUGAUUCAAACCACCGAAGUUAUCGAAACCAUUGAGGAAACACCUGAUGGUGAUAAAAAGAUUGCCAAAAAAAUCAAAAAAGUAAAGAGACCAAAGGAAGAAAAGCCUGUUGAAGAAGAAUCGGAAUCUCAAAUCGAAACUAAAGAAACAACAGAAGAACAGAAAACAAUUUCUGAAGAAAUCACUGAACAACCAAAAGAAACAGAAAUGAUUGAAACCACCGAAGUUAUCGAAACCAUUGAGGAAACACCUGAUGGUGAUAAAAAGAUUGUCAAAAAGAUUAAAAAAGUCAAAAAACCGAAAUCAGAAAAGCCAGAAGAGAUUAAACCCGGUACUGAUGAAAUAAAAACAACCGAAGAUGAAAAACCAACCCAAGAAGAAAUUACUGAUCAUCCUAGUGAGCCAGAAUUGAUCGAAACGAUUGAAGAGACAAUCGAUGAUGGAAAGAAAAUUGUCAAAAAGAUCAAAAAAGUCAAGAAACCGAAAAUCACAGAAGAAAAAGUAAGUUUCAAACCCGAUCAACAACAACCAAUGGAUGAAAAAUCCCCCGAAGAGGACAUUCGUCCAGAAACUGAAUCGACAAUCGAUACAGAAACAAAAAAGAAAAUAUUAAAGAAACCAAAACUGAAAGAAUCGAUCAAUGAAGUUCCAGAAAUAAGCGAUAAAGAAGUUACUGAAGAAAUUAAAACCGAAAUAUUCGAAGAAAUCAUUGAAUUGCUCAAAGAUGAUGAAGAAAAACCGGAAGAAAUUAUGGAAACAAUCGAAAUGACACCUGAAGGCGAAAAGAAAAUUAUGAAAAAGAUCAAAAAGACAAAGAAACCAAAAGAGGAAAAACCAGAAGAAAUGAAACCAGAAAUCAAAGAUACGAAACCAACUGAAGAAGAGAAACCGAUUCAGGAAGAAACAACUGAACAACCUGAAGAAAGAGAAUUGAUUGAAACAACCGAAGUAAUCGAGACAAUCGAAAUGACACUAGAUGGUGAGAAGAAAAUUGUCAAAAAGAUCAAGAAGACAAAGAAACCAAAAGAGGAAAAACCAGAAGAAAUAAAACCAGAAAUCAAAGAUACGAAACCAACUGAAGAAGAGAAACCGAUUCAGGAAAAAACAACUGAACAACCUGAAGAAAAGGAAUUGAUUGAAACAACCGAAGUAAUCGAGACAAUCGAAAUGACACCUAAAGGCGAAAAGAAAAUUGUCAAAAAGUUAAAGAAGACAAAGAAAUCAAAAGAGGAAAAACCAGAAGAAAUGAAACCAGAAAUCAAAGAUACGAAACCAACCGAAGAAGAAAAAACAUUUACAGAAGAAAUAAUUGAACAACCAAAAGAAUCAGAAAUGAUUGAAACAACCGAAGUAAUCGAGACAAUCGAAAUGACACCUGAAGGCGAAAAGAAAAUUGUCAAAAAGUUCAAGAAGACAAAGAAAACAAAAGAUGAAAAAACUGUGGAAGAAGAAUCGAAACCUGAAAUUGUAGAAGCGAAGCCAAUUUCUGAAGAAAUAAUAGAAAAACCCAUUAGUGAACCAGAAAUUAUUGACAUGACGGAAAUCGUUGAAACAAUUGAAGAGACACCUGAAGGUGAAAAGAAAGUGAUCAAGAAAAUUAAAAAAGUCAAGAAACCCAAAGAAGAAAAACCCGAAGAAUCAAAACCGAUUGAAGAUAUUAGUAAACCAGAUGAGAAAUUUCAGCCCGAACCACAGAAGGAGGAAAAAAUCGAUCAACCCGAAAUGCCAGAUAAAACAAUUGAAGAGUUGAAAGUGGACAAAAAGAAAAUUGUGAAGAAAAUCAAAAAAGAAAAGAAACCAGAUGAAGUGACAACUGAACUUCAACCUGAAAUUGAAGAGAAACCUGAAGAACCAGAAUUUCAUCCAUUACCCGAAAUAACAGAACAUAUGGUCGAACCAUCAGAGAUUCUAGAAGAAAGUAGUAUCAUCGAAACAAUUGAAGAAAUUGAAAUAACACCAGAAGGUGAAAGGAAAGUUGUAAAACGAAAAACAAAGAAACCAAAACAACCUGAUGAAAAAGAAGAAUUGCCUUCUGAAGAAAAAUUACCAAUUGAAGAGGAAAUCAAGCCAAUGGAGGAAAAACACGAACCAGAAGAAGACAAACCUAAAAAAAUAAAGAAGAUUAUUCGUCGAAAAUCUAAACCAGAUGUUGUUAAGCGAUGA